This is a messenger RNA of Cryptotermes secundus, 2230 nucleotides long. RefSeq names its product tubulin--tyrosine ligase-like protein 12 (gene TTLL12). Gene Ontology annotation, biological process: protein modification process. NCBI's taxonomy places the organism in Eukaryota, Metazoa, Arthropoda, Insecta, Blattodea, Kalotermitidae. The coding region runs from base 23 to 1867 and encodes 614 amino acids. The transcript has a single exon. The record is from RefSeq and is a predicted model, not a curated record.
AACCCAACGUAAAAUCUUGAUAAUGGAAUCCGAGAAAGAUGGUGUAACUACCUUCGCAAAUUUUGUAGCCUACCAUAGUACUCAGUUGGAAUCUGCAGGUGUUCCUACACACCUUUGGGAAACUUUGUAUAGGAAGCUGAACGAGCAAGUCUUUGAUGCAGGAAAUACUUUUCAGAUUCUGAAAAGUGAAACUGAUAAACCGUCUUGGAAGGUUGUGGUUUCUUUUGAAGAAAGUGUUGACUCAAAAGACCCAAGUCAUAUCUACUUAAUAGAUCAUGCUUGGACAUACCGUGUUUUUGAAGCAAAGAGUCACCUCAGGGUUAUUGAUGGUCUUCUUGAAAGGAUGAGAGACCUUAUGGGGAUCAAAGAUGACAGCUCGGGGGAUGAAGCAGUGGACAGAGUUUUCAAUGAAAUGUGGAAAUUCAACCAAACAUACACCAUUGGAUCAGUGUCAGAUGUUGAAGAGAGAAUUCCAGUGUGGUAUAUUCUGGAUGAAUUUGGUUCAGCAAUUCAACACUCCAAUGACCCAACUUUCAGGGCUGUACCAUUUAUUCAUAUGCCACAUCAAAUACCAUAUUCAGUCCUUUUCCCAGUUCAGGAUUUGACCAAAGGAGAAGAGGUUACAAGGGAUUAUGUGGAGGGUCUUUUAACACAACCUAAUUUUAGAGAAGCUUUAUUGUUGCCUUGGUUUCCAAAGUCAUUUCUGUUGGAAGAUUUUAGGCAAGAGGAGCCAAGUGAUGAAUAUUAUUUGGAAGGACACUCAGCAGAGUCCUUGCCACAUUUAGAUGCUUAUGCUGCUAAACAAGGGCAGAAGACAAAGCUUAAAGUAUACUCAGAAUAUAGAUUUGUGAAUGAUUACCUGAAGCACCCUAGAUUUGAAAUUACUUAUGAAGAAGAAGAUGCAGAUGUUCUUUGGUAUGUACAUCAUUUCACAGACUACAGAGCACUAGGAGAAAGAAAGUCUUUUGUUUAUGUGAAUCAGUUUCCAUUUGAAAAUGUGAUCACCAUUAAAGAUCUCCUUUCCAUCACCAGCCGGAGGAAUUUAAAUUAUUUCAGAAAUUCUGAGUCAAAAACACUAGAGACACAGCCUUUGUGGUUACCAACAACAUUUAAUCUCAAGACUGAACUUGUAAAAUUUGUUAGUUAUUACCAGAAUCGCCAAGAAAAAUGUUUAGAUAACCACUGGAUCUGCAAACCUUGGAAUCUGGCUCGAGGUAUAGACACCCAUAUUACAAGCAAUUUGAAUUAUAUUUUGAGAUUGCCAUUUACGGGCCCAAAAAUUGCUCAGAAAUACAUUGAGGACCCAGUGCUUUUCAGUAGACCAGAUUGUGGGGGUGUGAAAUUUGAUAUUCGGUAUGUUGUUCUGCUCAAAAGCGUGAAACCAUUGGUAGCAUAUGCUUAUAGGAAUUUCUUCCUUCGUUUUUCCAACAAGCCAUUUGAACUCAGGGACUUUGAUGACUAUGAGAAACACUUCACUGUCAUGAACUAUACUGAUACUGCUGUACUGUAUCGUAAAUUGUGCCACGAGUUUGUAGAAGAGUUUGAGUGUCAGUACCCAGAACACAAAUGGGAUGUUAUUGAAGCAAAGAUAUUUAAAAUGUUGCAUGAGCUGCUGGUUGCUGCAACAAGUAGGGACCCUCCCCGUGGAAUAGCGCAUAGUCCACAGUCGCGUGCCCUAUAUGCUGCUGACAUCAUGCUGUCCUGGUCAGUGGACAGCAGUAACUGCCGUGACAUGCAGCCCAAGCUCUUGGAAGUUAACUGGAGUCCUGAUUGCCAAAGAGCAUGUGAAUAUUAUCCAGACUUCUAUGACAAUGUUUUUGGUCUACUUUUCUUGGAUGAAGAAAAAGACGUAUUCAGACUGUUGUAAAAUAUUGCCACUAAGAUACUAAAUUUUUAUUAUUAUUUUUAUAUGUAAAGUGAAUUUGUGAUAAAUGCAAAACAAGCUGGUGUCAUUGUGACUGCUUAGUUUGUAAAUCAUUAUUAACUGUAUAUGUUAGACAUAAUCUGUUCAUAAUUCCAACUUUUCACAAUCCAUCAUCAGCAGAAAUACAGUUCCUAAAAUAUAUUAUGAAUUACCACAGAACUGCAAGUAUUCAUUGGCUUUACCAUUAUUGCAUCUAACAAAUUCAAAUUUUUUUUCUUUGAUGUUAGUUUUUUUAAAGGUGUUUACAGGUAUAAAGUUAUUUAAUAAUCUGCCUCUUGAAAUAAAGGGGAUUGUUGGGAUACACAA